Messenger RNA from Botrytis fragariae, 735 nucleotides. Its product is annotated as putative c-3 sterol dehydrogenase c-4 decarboxylase protein. Bases 1 to 735 code for a protein of 244 amino acids. NCBI's taxonomy places the organism in Eukaryota, Fungi, Ascomycota, Leotiomycetes, Helotiales, Sclerotiniaceae. Gene Ontology annotation, biological process: steroid biosynthetic process. The transcript has a single exon. The record is from RefSeq and is a predicted model, not a curated record. Gene Ontology annotation, molecular function: 3-beta-hydroxy-Delta5-steroid dehydrogenase (NAD+) activity.
AUGCACGUCGCAUCUCCAUCUCCAUCUCCCGUGACAGGAACAGCGAACGAUUACAAAAAGGUAGCUAUCCAGGGCACGAAAGAUCUUCUUUGCAGCGGAUCAAGACACGUAAACCUCACCGAAGAAUCUCCUCUCGCUGGUAGCGAUCCCAAAGCGCCUGCAUGUGCAAGAACGAAAGCGCAGGCAGAGAAACUAAUCUUGAGUGCAAACACCCCCUUGCCACGAGACGACUCUAAAAACAAAGUCUUCUCAUGGGAAGGUUAUCUUUGCACCGGUGCCCUGCGAUUCCCACUUAUCUACGGAACACACGAUCCGACAUGUAUACCCGGCGCACCGAACGCCCUGAAAAUGCGCAGAACAAACGUGGUUCUAGGCAAUGCCAACAAUCUCUGGAGUUUCUGCAGUGUCCAAAAUGCGACAUCUUCACAUCUUCUACUCGCGCGAGCUCUCUUUGAUACACGCCAGCGCAAAUCCUCCCAUCUUCCAUCCGCAGACGGAGAAGCGCUCCAUAUCCAUGAUGGCGAAGCACGAAAGUUUUGGGAUCUCGCAAGGAUGAUUUGGAAGUUUGCGGGUCACGUAUCGAUCGAUGAGCGGAUUGGCUAUUUGCCAAUGUGGUUUGCGUUGGUUCUUUCGUCGUGCUUGGAAUUUGGGUUUUGGUUUCUUACGUGUGGGAGGAAAAGACCGUAUCAGUUGGAGAAACAGCAGGUGGAAUAUGCGCUGUUUGAAGAUACGUAG